Patiria miniata (bat star) is the source of this 1841-nucleotide messenger RNA. RefSeq lists its product as uncharacterized. The record is from RefSeq and is a predicted model, not a curated record. Lineage: Eukaryota; Metazoa; Echinodermata; Asteroidea; Valvatida; Asterinidae. The transcript is spliced from 5 exons. Gene Ontology annotation, molecular function: protein binding. The coding region runs from base 1 to 1326 and encodes 441 amino acids.
AUGGAGAUUUAUGGAAAAUUGAUGAUCAUGCUUUUGGCGUUCAUGUUGGACGGAGCUCAUGCGAGUACACGGACUGACAGAUGCUAUAAUGAUAACCAAAGAACCUUGAAGUGUUUUAUAUCGUCUUCUCAUGGCUGUCACGCAGUCAGCAUGCAAGAGUUGUGCGGCAGCCGUGUGGACAAGAAAGACGCCUGGAGAUUGCGGUCACACGACGGCCUCGACGCCGCAACCACGGGGGACCGCUUGCAGCCCGAGUGCACAUUCGUGUUGCAGGCCCUGAGAACGAGCCAGGCUUUCCUAGUCUCUUUCGGGGAGUACUUCAUUUUACAAGAUGAAGCAUCAGAGAUCCCCACAGUGCCACCCGCCAACGGCACCAACUCCACUCAGUCAGACUUCACCCCCAUGGGCACGGGUUGCAACAGCUCCUACCUCCAAAUAUGGGACGGUGACGUCAUCAAUGACGUCAACCUCCUCCUGACAGUCUGUGGUACGGGGGACUCCGUGCUGGGUCUACCAUCCGAUGUGGUCGAGUCGCAGACUCAGUUUCUGACUGUCAGGCUGACCGUGCACCCGACGGCUACGGUCAAUGUUACCAUAGUAACCACCUCCUUCGAUUCAGGACCGUGUACCGAUGAGGUGACCGAAUUAAAGUGUCGCAAUGGUCUGUGCGUGCCCAGGACGGUCCGGUGUGAUAACGUCAAUAAUUGCGGUGAUAAUACGGAUCAGCUGGUCUCAUCACCAGCUAACUGCACUCUGGCAACAUUUGACGAACCUAUCGACUUUCCCUGGGAAAUCUUGCUAGCCGUGCUGGGAGCGAUUCUAACCGCUUUCCUUCUGUAUUGGCUGUUCUGGCGGCCAGGCUACAUCCCAUGGCGAGUGGCCUGCUGUCGGAAUCUACUCCGCGGAUGCUGUCAGGGAUGCUGCAAGGGGUGCUGCGAGAAAUGUGCCUGUCGACCAUACGGGAAACCCGCACCGUGUGAAAGUUGCUGCUGCUGCCACCGAAUUUGCGUGCCAAGAGGUUUUGGCGGGUGUUGCCACGGGGACGGGACUCGAAAUGUGACAAGUGGAGAUGCAGGGGGACGCACCAAAUCGGCUGGUCUUUUGGCGCAUGCGCAUUCAGAUAGUUAUGGCGGGAAACAGAGAAAUGGAAAACCAGGGGGACGAGCGGGUACCAGUUACUUGUGCUGUCCGUGCGGAGGGAAUGGUAACCAGGGAGGUCGGGAAGGGUUAGACGGGGAACAUGAGGAUCGGAACAUGUGGAAGGAUGGGAAUACUGCAUAUUGGGGCAACGGCGGAGAUGGGGGACACGUCCGCGAGAGCAGAUAAAUCAAAUUAUUUUUAAAAAACCGGUCGGUUGCAGUUUUCGAUCAAAACGAGAGAUAUAAAAAUCAAACAUUCUUAUGUGAAACUUACGAGUCCUUUAAUUGAAAACUGCUAAAGUGAAAAGAUACAUUGAAAAGACACAUAGGUUGUUGUCGAAAAUCAUCUGAAGCCAAAUUUAAAUUGCUCAACUCACAUCAUGGAGCGUUUAUAAAUACAACUUGACAUUCUCUGCAUAAUGUAUAUGUAUACGACUGACGUUGCAUAAGGUUGCAGACCAGUAAAUAAACUUCCAUAAAAUACUCAUAACUAUCCAAGGUGUUCGAGACACACCCAAAAACUAAAGCUUAUUUCAUCAUCUUUCAUUUUCUUUUCAAUUUAAUGACUUUUCGGAGAAAUUUUCAUCCUUAGAUGAUCACCCCUGAAAAUAGUCCUGAAGCCCAUCGCCAUGUUGAAAAACAAAGCAUAUACUCCAUUGCAAAAUAGAGCGCUUUAAAGGCCCCAAUUUCAUCCAAAUUGAA